AUGGAAGGAGAUUCGUUUGGACGCGGACGAGCACAAGGACGAGCAGGAAGAGGAACCUCAAUUCCUCCACCCGGAGCCGGUGGGUCGAUUCCUUCGGCACCAUUUCCCAAUUUCACACAAUGGCUCGAAUCAAUUGUCUCUUCACCACCUCCCGGUGCAAGUCCACCCACUCCACAACCUGUUGCUACAUCGACUACUCAGCAAAUUCCAUCCGCUGACGCAAUGGUUGACUUAACAUUGGUGCUUAAUAAGCAAUUCCUCUCUCGUCCCUACCUUGGGUACUGCGUGGAAAUGACCGAGGCACAGCAUUCUGGUAAACUGCCACCUCAAAGUGAUUGUGAGUUGACAGAAUUGAAUGUGGUAAUUCCAAAGAUCGCGGAUUUAUCCCUUACGGAUCCAGUGCUUGGAGAUGGAGAAAUGUACUGCGUCUUUAUUUGGAACCUUCCGCCGGGAUUCACGCAUCGACAACUUCAUUAUUACUUCGCACCGUAUGGAGAAAUGUCGGACUACUUUGUGGAGACUAAUUUGGCUCGUGUAGAUGAACAGUCCUGUGCCAUUAUUCGGUACUACACCUAUGCAAGCGGAAGGGCAGCUGUAGCAGGUAUGAACGGUCAUACGUUCGAUGGAUACACAAUUACAGUCGUGCUCUACUAUCCUACAUGGGUCAACAUACCUCCCUUGAAAUCUUCGCACAGCAGUGCUUUUCCUUCAUCGUCUCACCUAUGA
Molecule: messenger RNA, 726 nt
Organism: Hydatigera taeniaeformis
Lineage: Eukaryota; Metazoa; Platyhelminthes; Cestoda; Cyclophyllidea; Taeniidae
Source: the annotation of a GenBank genome assembly